This is a messenger RNA of Pan troglodytes (chimpanzee), 2034 nucleotides long. RefSeq names its product tRNA-histidine guanylyltransferase 1 like (gene THG1L). Gene Ontology annotation, molecular function: tRNA guanylyltransferase activity; magnesium ion binding. Lineage: Eukaryota; Metazoa; Chordata; Mammalia; Primates; Hominidae. The transcript has 10 exons. Bases 857 to 1753 code for a protein of 298 amino acids. Gene Ontology annotation, biological process: tRNA modification. The record is from RefSeq and is a predicted model, not a curated record.
AUAAGCAGGGGUACCUUAGGAUAGAACAUGGGCUUAGGACACCUAUAAGCCUGCUGUUCAAGAUGGCCUAGCAAACUGGUCAGUUACGAACUUUGCUGCAGGUCCCUGAAAAAAACUGGGACAAAUUGGAAACACUGAUUAUUUUGCCAACGCUUUGACUGGAAUGGGGUGUUUUCCUUUAAGGAAUCAAACUUGACUUGUAAAGCCAAUAAAAGCCCCUGGGGGAACUGGCCUCAGACCUUGCCUACAGCAGUCCCUGUACAGCAUUUCUGACCUAUGUUUAAAGAUGCUACCAUGGGAGGUCUGUUCCAAGAUGGCUGAAUAGGAACAGCUCUGGUCUGCAGCUCCCAGUGUGAUUGACGCAGAAGAUGAGUGAUUUCUGCAUUUCCCACUAAGGAACAGGGGUCUUGCUACGUUGCCAAGGCUGGUAUGAAUCUCCUGAACUCAAGCAAUCCUCCUGCCUCUGCCUCCCAAAGUGCUGGGAUUACAGGCGUCGGCCCCGUGCCUGGCCUGAAUAUCUUUCUUGAGGAUGGAAAAAAAAAAAAAAGUAAGUUGGGGUAUGAUUUUGAUCUGGGCACUAACGGGGACACUGAUUGCUUUCGCCAGUAAGUCAAGACCAGCAGAUAAAAAAUAAUUUUUAAAAACCUCGUGAGACUGAUUUGCCGCAGGACGGAAGGAGUAAGAAGCAUGCGUGGGAGGCGCUAACGGAGGAACCUAAACCUCCAUCCUCUUUCCCUGGGAGAUUAAGAACUACAGGGAGAGGCGAGAGAGACUAUGACCGCCCUACGGCUAGAGUAGCCGCGAAGAGAACACUUCCGGGGCGGGGCUAUCUGGCCCUUUCCUUUCCGCGUGUAGAAUGUGGGGCGCCUGUAAAGUUAAGGUUCACGAUUCCUUGGCCACCACUUCCAUCACUCUGAGACGGUACCUGAGAUUGGGGGCGACCAUGGCAAAAAGCAAGUUCGAGUACGUGAGGGACUUCGAGGCUGACGACACCUGCCUGGCACACUGCUGGGUGGUAGUGCGGCUGGACGGCCGGAAUUUCCAUCGGUUUGCUGAGAAGCACAACUUUGCAAAACCCAAUGACAGCCGUGCUCUCCAGCUGAUGACCAAAUGUGCGCAGACUGUGAUGGAAGAACUAGAGGAUAUUGUGAUUGCAUAUGGACAGAGUGAUGAGUACAGCUUUGUGUUCAAGCGGAAAACCAAUUGGUUUAAAAGAAGAGCCAGUAAGUUCAUGACUCACGUGGCCUCCCAGUUUGCCUCCAGCUAUGUGUUUUAUUGGCGGGAUUACUUUGAGGACCAGCCCCUUCUGUAUCCCCCAGGCUUUGAUGGAAGAGUUGUGGUGUAUCCCAGCAACCAGACUUUAAAGGACUACCUCAGCUGGCGACAAGCAGAUUGUCACAUCAAUAAUCUUUAUAAUACUGUUUUCUGGGCACUUAUACAACAAUCUGGACUAACACCAGUACAAGCCCAAGGGAGAUUACAGGGAACUCUUGCAGCAGACAAGAACGAGAUUUUGUUUUCUGAAUUCAACAUCAACUAUAAUAAUGAGCCGCUGAUGUAUAGGAAAGGGACUGUGUUGAUAUGGCAGAAGGUGGAUGAAGUGAUGACAAAAGAAAUUAAGCUGCCAACAGAAAUGGAAGGAAAAAAGAUGGCAGUGACCCGGACCAGGACAAAGCCAGUGCCCUUGCACUGCGAUAUCAUCGGGGAUGCUUUCUGGAAGGAACAUCCAGAGAUUCUAGAUGAAGACAGCUGACCCUUUGCGCUUCAGUUCUGGUGUGCUUAACCAUGCAAGCCCUCCCACCUCCCAGGGUUCCUUGCCUUAGGUGGCUGUAGCAUCCCUACCACCCAGGACACUGGUGCGAAUGACACAACUCAAGUUGGGAGGGGAACAGGGAAGGAAGGGAUGGAUGGGGGUGGUGUAUCUUACUCUGUUUAAGCAGAACACCUUGUUUGCGGUGUUGGAACAUGGUUCCUUUGGCAGAAGUGCUUUUUUUUUAAUCGCAGUACUAUUUUUAUAAAGCAAGAACUAUUUCA